This is a messenger RNA of Cryptotermes secundus, 1519 nucleotides long. RefSeq lists its product as uncharacterized. The transcript has 6 exons. The coding region runs from base 134 to 1087 and encodes 317 amino acids. NCBI's taxonomy places the organism in Eukaryota, Metazoa, Arthropoda, Insecta, Blattodea, Kalotermitidae. The record is from RefSeq and is a predicted model, not a curated record.
CGAAUGCGAAGCAAGUAUGAUUAAUGGAACGCAGCGAGAUGAAGUGACCUCCAUUUUAAAUAUUUUGUAGUAAAGAGAAAUUUUGGAGUCUUUUGUGGGGAUUCUAGUUUUGUGGGUUGGUUGUAUUAAAACAAUGAGCAAAGUUUUCAAAGUACGUAGUAUUCCCAAAAUUGUGGAAGAAAUGGGGUCUGUAGAAACUGAAACUGAAAUGUUUUCUGAAGAAUGGUUGAAAAUUGACACGUUCAAAGACUGGUUGGAACGUGUGCCAGGAGAUCAGUAUAAAGCGAGAUGUUCAGUGUGUAAUAUCGUAUUAGAUUGCAGCAUUAGUCAAUUAAGUAAACAUGCUGCUUGCUCAGGGCAUCAAACAACCAUUCAAAAUUCAAGAAAAAGGAAAGCAGUGAUUGGGCAGUUAAUAGGGAAAGUAAGAAUGGCAAGUUCGUCAGGCAGCAGUGGCCAACCUCGAAAGAUCAUACUAUUGCGUCGCAACAUAGAGCCCAGUGUAAAAUGUGAAGUUGUGAAUGAGGCAGUUGGUGAGGAUUCAGAAGGAGACACUGGUGUAACAAUGAUUUCUUCUUCACCUGCAUUUGAAAAAGCCGUACAUUUGAGUGAGAUUCAGUUGGCACAGCAGCGCAAACGCAAAUCAUUUCGCUUGGAAUGGCUUGAUAUUCCAGAAUUCAAGGACUGGCUCAGUCCAGACCCAGAUAGUCCAUAUAAGGCUCGUUGCCUUGCUUGCAAUACAGUUCUGAAUGCAGGCAAGAGCGAGCUGGAAAAACAUGCUACAGGUGCCAAGCACGAGAAGGCAGUGGAAGCUCUGAAACGAAUGGUUUUGGAACAGCAGGAAUGGGAUGAAGCAAAUGAAAUGGAUGAGGAUGAGGAUGCUGAGGACAUGUAUGAGCCAAGUAUGAACAUGGGCACACAGACCAUGAUUACUGGUGAGCGCCUGGAACAGAAUCGUCAGCUGGAGGCACUGAAUCGCAUCGCCUCCUCUGUUGACAGUUUGGCUACAUCUGUUGCAAGUGCUUUUGAGAGCCUCACCAGACACCAAGAAACAAUGAAUAACAUAUUAAUGCAAUUGGUCAGUAACUGACCAAAGCAGCAGAGUAAAAUCGAAAUAAAGGAUCUCUUGACAUAUUUCAAAGAAAAUUUUCCAGGUAAAGUACUAGGAGACAUAAGAAAAUCUGAUAAAAAUAUACAUUAAGGUACUGAAAGUGUAAUAACAAUGAUGGAUCCUAUAUUGAAUCAUUGUAACAUAAAGUGAAGGAAUUAGAAUAUCACACAAUGGAUGAAGUUUGGGAAACAGUAAUGUAAAAUGUAAUACAGUAUCUUCUCACAACCCUGUACAAUUGGUUUUAUUCAUGUCUCUUUUUGUUAUGAAAAAUAACACCUGAGAGUGAUUUUUCAAAUACUAGUAAUACCAAGUCUAUCCUUAGACUGGGGAACACUCUUUGCUUUACUGAGCUGUAGGUAAUAAUGCAACAAACAUAAUACAGUGUUAGCAGACUGUCUCAGAUAACAUACA